CGAAAUACAACAUACAACAACAACAACAAGAAGAAGUAUGCUCUAUUCCUGUUGAGUCGUGGGUAAUUUUCAUAAAGUUGUUAAAACACAAAUAUCCGCCUUUUCUCCUCGAAUUUUAAUUUAAGACUUAAGCGAAAUUGGGUUAAAGAGUCAUUAUCAAAAGAUAGAGUCUGGUUGAGUGAUGGCUGCUGUACUGCCUGGAGACCUGAGUGAUGAGGAAUGGCUGGUGAUGCGGGCCAGGGCGUGCUUCAAGACGGACCCAUACGCUGCCAAAUCCUGGAUGCUCACAGCUCAAUCACUGUGUCCACACAGCUUCAAUAUCCAGUUUGAAGCAUAUAACCUGGAAAAGCAAAGCAAAAACUCGAAGGAAGCUGCCAAACUUCUAGAGGGACUGCACAGCAUGUUUCCUGAUAAUCAGCGGCUGUGGGCAGAGGUGCAUAGCAUUCUGGAGGCCCUUCAGAAAGAGGCAGGAGAUCAUGACAACUCAUUCCUUACAGAGAUCCUGGCGGCCAUUCCGGACCAGGUCCAGUGUCAGAUGCUGCUCAGUGUGGCAGAGAAGAUCAAGGACAGACUGGAGCAGUGCAGGCUACUUCUGCUUGUCCUUCGCAAGUUUCCUAAGCUCAUCAAGGAACAUGGGCUGAAGCUGGUAGACAUGCUGAUGGCGGCAGAAAGUUUUGCCCAGUUUCAGUCACCCGUCAACUGUUACAGGAAACUUUUAGUGUGUGAUCUGCUGCCCCUGAUUCUGCAGCAGAAGAACAGUGGCCUCAAGGUGAAGGCCGCAAGCCUGUAUUUGUGGCUACAGAAGAGUGUGGAGUUCUACAUCAGCCUUGUGACCACACCCCCUCAGGCUUCAGAACCAGCCACGCCCAAGUCACCAGAUUUGUUGUCUCCCACAAAGACAAGUCGUCGUGCUAAGAUAGCUGGGCUGACCGAGCGGGAGGGUGGCAUACCGCACCCCUGGGCCAGUCUCUACAGACUGCUCUGCAUCGUGGGACAGAAGCUGGGCUGGGACAUGGCGACAGACUUCUUUGAAAAGUCCAGGGAGUUUCAGUGGCAGCAGAUCCUGGGUGUGUACAGCCGUGCCCCCCAGACUGGCGGGGGUUGGCAGGGCCAGCAGGUCCUUUACACCAGCACCGUCCUCUUCCUGGACUGCCUCUUCCACUACAUCUGCAGUGUGGACCCAGAUGUCUUCAACACUGCUGGAAGCAGUGCUGUGCCGCUUGUGAUUGUAGAGGGCUUCAAAUGUGAGCAGCUCGACGUUCAGCCCCCAGCCAAGAGACUGAAGGCUGAGUCCCUGCUGCCCCAGGUGCAUGCCACAGACUCUGUGCCUGGUGCCCAGAAGGUCAUACAGGACUUCCUGACGGCCUUCAAGUGCUAUGAACUGCUCAACUCCACAGCGGAAAUGCAGCAAGAGUUUGUGGUGCUGUGCAGAAACUGGAGAAUGGAGACUUGGAGUUGGAUGAGUCACUUCCAGACAGACAUGUUCCUAUACCAGGGUGCGUUCCCUGAUGCUAUUCGCCACCUUCAAAACUAUUCCAUCGGCUCAAAAUCACAGCUACAGAUCCGCCAUUCUUUGCAGUUGGCAUGUUUCUACUACUGUCUCAAUAAUUACACAAAAGCCUGUGAGCUGAGUCUAGAUGUGAUAGCUGCUCUCCCAGUUACCUCCCCUGAGUCCAGUGACGUGAUUGCUGGGAACCAGUUCACAUUCAGUUCAGGCAGACACCUGGUGCUGGCUCCCUGCACAGGCUCACAGAUGAUACCCUACUGUAUUCAGAUGCUUCUUGCAUGCUUUAAGGAAAAAGCAUUUGGUCCAAAGUCCUCCGAUAUCAUGAUAGGUCAUACCUUAGUUUUGCUGCAGUAUGAAUGGUCGACCAAUAUUGAACUUUUUAAUUUACUGAUAAAAAAGAUUCAGAAGCAAGGAAGUUUCAGUUUUAACCUAUUUUUCAGUUACAUCAUCAACAUUGACAUUCUUGAAGAGUUCUCCUUCAUCAAGACUGCAGAGGGAGGCAAGGUGACCUUGGAUGUGCUGCCUCUCAGUACCGCAACCAUUGCACAACAAAGAACUGUUACAAGGGGCGUCAACAAAGGUGUCACAGAAGACUUUAAGGUGAUGAUGGAAAAGCAAGUGAGACGGUGUGAUGAGCCCAUUGAAUCCAUCAUCAGAGAGUAUCUUCUUAAUGAAAGGCCCUCGAUUAUGGCUAGUUUAUAGAAUCCAUCAUCAGAAAAUGCCAGAAUGAGAAUGAACGACCCUCGAUUGUUGGUGGCCUAUAGAAUCCAUAAUGAGAGAAUACGAACUUAAUGCCCUCUAUUGUUGACAGCCUAUAGAAGCCGGCAUUAAAGAAUACCUUAUCAAUGAACAACCCUUGAUUGAUUGUAGCCUAUAGAAUCCUUCAUCAGAGAACACCAGCUUAAUGAACAGCCCUUUAGAAGCCGUCAUUAAAGAGUACCUUAUCAAUGAACAGCCCUCGAUUGUUUGUAGCCUACAAAAUCCUUCAUCAGAGAAUACCAGCUUAAUGAACGGCUUUCUAUUGUUGAUAGCCUAUAGAAGCCGUCAUUAAAGAGUACCUUAUCAAUCAACAACCCUCGAUUGUUUGUAGCCAAUAGAAUCCAUCAUCAGAGAACACUAGCUUAAUGAAAGGCCCUCGAUUGUUGAUAGCCUAAAGAAUCCAUCAUCAGAGAAUACCUGCUUAAUGAACAGCCCACCAUCCUUUUCAUAUGAUACCCUGCCAAUCUUUUCUCUAGCCUCACUUUGUAUGUUAAUGUUUGACCCUUGUUGUAUACAAUUUGAAGGGGGGGGGGGGAGAAUACAGGGUCAAUACUUUAUAUAAAUUGUUCAAUUUUCGAAGCAAUGUGUUGAAUUUAAUGUUUGAUUGUCUAACCCACUUUAAACCGUUUUCACUGAAAACUGGAGGCGGAAAUCUAUAACAUUCUGAUGAUGCCACUCAUGUUUGAAAGUCUGUUGAAGUUGUGUUUCCUUUGUGAAUUUUUUUUCUAUUUUGGUAAACUGCACUGCAAUGCUCUUAAAUACAAGCAUGUGUACUUGAUCAAAUGUUAGUACCAUUUGCAUUGUCUGUCGACAUUCAAACUCUUACAAGAAAAAUGUGAUAUGUACUUGUUGCUGGGGACCACUGGAAAUAAAAAGCUCUGGUUGUCUGUGGAA
Messenger RNA from Dreissena polymorpha, 3160 nucleotides. Its product is annotated as integrator complex subunit 10-like. Gene Ontology annotation, cellular component: integrator complex. Lineage: Eukaryota; Metazoa; Mollusca; Bivalvia; Myida; Dreissenidae. The coding region runs from base 182 to 2209 and encodes 675 amino acids. The record is from RefSeq and is a predicted model, not a curated record. The transcript has 18 exons. Gene Ontology annotation, biological process: snRNA processing.